Ooceraea biroi (clonal raider ant) is the source of this 10399-nucleotide messenger RNA. RefSeq names its product cationic amino acid transporter 2. Gene Ontology annotation, molecular function: amino acid transmembrane transporter activity. The record is from RefSeq and is a predicted model, not a curated record. Gene Ontology annotation, cellular component: plasma membrane. Lineage: Eukaryota; Metazoa; Arthropoda; Insecta; Hymenoptera; Formicidae. Gene Ontology annotation, biological process: transmembrane transport; amino acid transport.
ACCGCCACCCGUGCGUCGUCGUACUAAAAUGUGACUCGGGGUAGCACACCGGGGUAGUCGUGCGAGAGUGUAGAAAGAUUAGCCGUCUGCGCCGGGAGUAUUACUCGUUAGUUUUAGGCAAGUAAAAAUAACAUAGUGAGUAAGAUCGCGUCAGGGGGUGAGUGCAACGGGGUCUCCGCCGUGAGAAAGAAAGAAGAGAGAGGGAGAGAGGGGAGCAGCAUCAGGGAGGAAAAUCAACCGACGAGACGGACGAACACGGGGGUGGCCGGGUGAGAUCAGACGCGCUCGAUCGCCGGCCCAGUGAUCGUGCGAACGCGCCGACAGCCGUGAUACCGUUACGAGGGUUGGUUACGGGGACCGUCGUUGCGAACGAAUACAUAUCAUUUUAUCCUAGUUGCACAGAGUCGAAGAGAGACAGAAAUAGAGAAAAGUAUAGAGAGAAAGAGAUACCUAGAUAGAUAGAUAGAGGGUGAGUGAGAGAGUGAGGAAUCGGUGGUGAAAGGGCGAAGAGCAGUUUGAGAGGAAGAACGACGCGAUCAGCGAACGUCGUCGCGUGUGCUCGACAAGGGUGUACAUGGAGAAGGAGAGAGAGAGACAGAGACAGAAGAGAAAGCGCCGCGAGUCCCGUUGAGAAAGAGAGAUGCAUCUAUACAAAGAUACAUAUAAAAAUAUAUAGCCGCAUAUAUAUAUAUGUAUACAUGUAUACACGUGUGAGUGUACUUGGCUUGAGGAUCGUCGUCGUCUCGUUAUCGUCGCCGUCGUCGUCGUCGUCGUGAACGCGUCCCGUCCCGGCCCGGAGGUUCGGGAUAGCGAGGAUCGCCCGAGGGAGUUCCGGAAGUGACUGACGGGGUCCCACGAGACGCGACAGGAAUUUCACACCCUCCUCCUCGCGGAUGAUCACUCGCGAGCGGAUACGCGUCGUCUUCGUCGUCAUCGCCGUCGCCGUCAUCAUACCAUCCGUCGUGCAUAUCUUUCCUCGUGAACUGUGAUUCUUUGUGCCGUUCGUGUCGAGGGGGUGGAACAGUGAUCCGCAACGCGACGGGGUAGAUAAAUGACAAGAAAGAUGAAGCUUGACCUGGACCGGGAGAAGGGCCUCGAGCUCUUCGCCAAGCUGAUACGUACAAAGAACGUCGAAAGUCUGCAGGGCGACCAGCCCAAAACCGGUCCCGAGCCACUUCAUCCAGCCGACUCCAAGCAGAAAUUACAGAAGUGCCUGACGACUCUGGACCUGACGUCUUUAGGAGUUGGCUCCUGCGUCGGGACAGGGAUGUACCUUGUCGCAGGAAUGGUGGCGCGCAGCGUUGCCGGACCUGGUGUCGUCAUCUCAUUCAUUAUCGCAGCCAUUGCUUCCAUUUUUUCCGGGGCGUGUUACGCCGAGUUUGGAGUACGAGUGCCUCAUACGACCGGCAGCGCUUAUAUGUACAGUUACGUGACAGUAGGCGAGUUAAUAGCAUUCAUUAUUGGAUGGAACAUGGUGCUGGAGUACCUUAUAGGUACGAGUGCGUGUGCGUGCGCCCUUAGCGCCUGCCUGGACGCGUUGGCGAACGGUGCUAUUUCCGGGGCGGUAGCCAACAGCGUUGGCACCAUACUUGGACGGCCGCCAGACUUUAUCGCGUUCGUCAUUACGAUAUUCAUGAUGCUGCUGAUGGCGGCGGGCGUAAAAAAGUCCCUGGUGUUCAACAACGUGUUGAACGCCAUCAACCUCGCCGUCUGGGUCUUCGUUAUGGCGGCGGGCAUGUUUUACGUGGAUUCCGAGAACUGGUCCGAGCAUAAGGGUUUCCUCCCCUACGGUUGGAGCGGGGUGUUCACCGGUGCGGCGACGUGCUUCUACGCCUUCAUCGGCUUCGACAUAAUAGCCACCACCGGCGAGGAGGCGACGAAUCCGAAGAAGAGCAUCCCCCUCGCCAUUGUCUCGUCCUUGAUCAUCAUCCUCAUCGCUUACGUCACCAGCAGCAUGGUGCUGACACUGAUUGUUCCUUACGACCAGGUCGACCAGGAUUCGGCGUUGGUGGAGAUGUUCGGCCAGGUCGGAGCAUAUAAAUGCAAAUACAUUGUCGCCAUCGGUGCACUGGCAGGCCUGACGGUCUCCAUGUUCGGCAGUAUGUUUCCGAUGCCUAGGAUAGUCUAUGCGAUGGCUCAGGAUGGCCUUAUAUUCCGGAAGCUCAGCCAAGUCUGGCCGGCGACGGGCACCCCCGCAGUUGCGACUCUAACUUCCGGCAUAUGCGCCGCUUUUGCCGCGCUGCUGAUCCAGUUGGAAGUGUUGGUGGAGAUGAUGUCGAUCGGUACCCUGCUCGCGUACACCCUGGUGUCCACCUGUGUGCUGAUACUGCGGUACCAACCGCACUCGACGAACCUGGUGGAGCUGCUGCCGCAGAGCCUCCGAACACCCUGUCGAUCACCGACGAAGGAGACGCAGGGUAACGGGCAAGUGACCUAUGGCAAGGAGCUUAGGCCUGAUCAGCUUACGACCGCGUUGAACUCGGUCCAGACGUCCCAGCCGGAGAUCACAGCCACCAACAAUGGACAGCGCAUCACGGUACGGAGGGUGAGGAGAUGCAACAGCUCGUCGCCGGAUUCGGACGACACGUACGGGGGUGAGGAGGACGAAGUGGGGCUGGGCAAGGAUGAUCAGUAUCUUGUCAGCGACAGGACGGAGAACAAGUUCUAUGGCAGCGUGCACGCGGCUGCGGCCGCCUCGAGUUGCGGUAGCGCUCAUCAGUAUCCCGGAAACACGCCAAUUAUAGGACCGCCGUUGAAUUAUCUGCAGCGCCGGCUGCAGGCGGCGCAAUAUCUUUGUCCUGCUAUAUUCCCGUGGGUGGACAGAGGUCCUGCAACAGAGGCGUCAGGACGUUACGUCAUGAAGCUUGUUGGAAUCUUGUAUGGCUUGAUCGUUAUUUUUGACCUGAUCAUCGUUUGUGGGAUGGGUAACAUGGGGACGUUCACAACGAUAUUACUCUUCCUCUUUCUCUUUGCUAUAAUCGGUGUGCUUCUCGCCAUUAGUAGAAAACCGCAAAAUAGGAAUACUUCAAUAAUGUUCAUGACUCCAGGCUUACCCUUCGUCCCCGCGAUUGCCGUUACCGUCAAUAUCUAUCUCAUCUUCAAGCUCAGCAUCCUCACUCUGGUCAGAUUCACGGUCUGGAUGAUUAUCGGUUUCAUCGUGUACUUCAACUACGGCAUCAAACACAGUAGCCUGGAGGAGAACGGGUCGGAGAACGUGGACGACGUGAUCGUGGGUGGUACGGCGGGUAACAUCGAGCUGACCGUGACCGACCACCAGCGACAGCAGGCCCAGCAGAAGCAACAUGCGACGCCGGACCGCAGCAUUUACGAGGGCCAGCAGUUGGACGCGUUCGGCCAGCCAGUAUUUGGCAGUACGAACUUCGGUGGCACGCCUAAUCAGCACUUCAGCGUCGGCGGUCACCAGCAACAGCAGCAUCCCAGGCAAGCGUCGGCAACUGCGAGCGGCAACCAGACCGCAUCAACGACGUCCAAGAACCUGUUCGUCGCUCAGGAGAGCUUCCCUACCUGGGACGAUUGAGGAGCGCCGCGCGCGGCAUCGAGCGAGAAUAUUAAUGUAUACAUAAAACACGAAUAGAGAUAUUAACUAACUGCAGCGCCUCUGUGGACGGCACAGCGGCCGCGGACGGAUGAUGAUCAUCGGUGAAACCGGAUCCUUCGGAGACCGCGAUGAUUCUCGGCUCGGGCCUUGGGGAUUGUAGCCCCUUUUGGACCGCGAGCGGACGAUCGGAGCCGCUUAACGCAGCACCUUAAGAAUUUCUCGGGAAUUUCUUGCUAGUCCUGAUCUAGCGGAUCGGUCGAUCCGAAAAGUGAGAUCGGAGAAGGCUCGGGCACCUCUGACGGUUUCGCGUUGCUUGCAUAGAUGCGCCAAAGCCCGCGCCAAUAUUUUUGUAAUCGCGCUCCUAUCGAUGCUCGACAUUUGGUUCUUUGAGCGAGUUUAUCGCGCGCGCUUCUCACUUUCGGCUGCAUUUCGCGUUUAUUUUCACGGGUUUGCGCAAGUAGAUCGGAACAGAUCGGUCGUUCCGAAAGCGCCGUUAAGAUGCUCGGUCGUUCGUUCGAAAGUAGCAUCAUAAAAGAGGUGGUGCGCGGGGUUCGCGUUCUCCGGGGAUCAAACUUGUUGACUACUACUUGGGACGAAUGUAGCAAAUAAUUUUGCGGCAAUAUUUAUUAUCCUAGUUGUAUAGUACCGUCGUUGACGAGAUCGCUGACAAACAAACAGUUGAUGACGAGCUGAGUGGAUGAGAAAGGGAAUGGAACGAGGAGUUGAAGGAGAGAGGCGCUAAAGGGAUGACGAUGGAUGCAUGGAGGAGAAGCGGAUUGACGGAAGGGAUAGAACAAGGGGAGAGGAAACAGGGAGAAAGAUGAAGAGACCAUUAACAUUAAUAGCGUAAGGCGAAACUUGUGUUUUCCAAGAGAGCGUUCUAACUGCUAAUAUAAGUUCAAAUUUGUCGCUAGUCCAUGAAUGGGAAACGAGUGCGAGACCGGAAUGACAGUGUCGUCGGUAUGAAAGGGUGAGCGAAGAGCACCAAGUGUGAGAGAAAGAUGGUGGAAAAGGGCUAAACGGGAUAAAGCGGGAGAAGACGGGAGAUGGUGUGCCUGAGAGAGAUUAACGAAGAAGAGAGCGUGUCCGUGAGCGAGUCCGUAUAGAAGAGAAAUUUAAUGAAAAAAAAGAAAUGUCAUCUUGCCUAACUUUAGUCUUUCCCGAAGAAGAGAGAGAGAAAAAAGGAAGUUUAGUCUAACAUAUCAUAAUCGUAUACCUAAGCUUACUACAAUACUUACAUACGUCUUACCUCGAGUAAAUUCUUUGAUUAUUAAUUUACACACAAUUUGUAUAAAUUGUCUAGGAUUUAAGCGCGCGUCGUCCCCCGACAGACAAAGGAUCGGAGCUCGCUCCCAUGAUUGGCUGGAUCCGAGGACGGCUCGUGGUGAGAGAAACAGGGAAACGGACGUAUCCAAAAGAAUCAACGGGAAUUGUUUUAAUUUAUCGAAUUUAAAUUGACAAAUAAUUUCAGCUCUACUAUUACGUGUCUUUAGCACUAUUCAUUUCAUUCUUGGAAAACAAGCCUCCCAGUCGUUGUGAGAUCAAAAUUAAUUCCAAAAAAGUUAAAGGGAUAGAACAGAGGAACCUUGAAAGUCGAUUCUUUUCAUGAGCUGAAGAGACCCUUUAACGCGUCUCUCUUUCUCUCUCUAGCGUGAACGAAUCCAUCCCGAUCACCUCUCGAUGCGUCCGUUCCUCUCGGGAGUGAUCAGCCGGCUGCGGGGGAGGACGAGGCGAGAUAAGAUUUCAUUUUCGUGUACAUAUCUUCGGUGUUUCAAGACAAACCGUUUCUCCGUACGUACAUGCACAAGUCCGUUGUGCUUCUCUGUCCGCUAGUGUGUUCCGCGCGAUGAAUCGAGGAUAGCCUUCGAUACUCCCGAGAAUUAAGGUCGGGAAGAUGCGUGCCCGUGUCUCCGACCCGAGCGAAUGCGUAACUGCGUGCGCGAUUAUUUAUUUACACCACGAGAGGGGUGCUUUAAUUAACUCCAGACAGUGAUGGUACCAAACUACGUGAUACAUCGUGUAAGCUGUGCGAUCGUUCUCCAUCCGUUAAGCAUUUGCAUCCCUCGCCGUUCACGGCCUUUGACUCGCACUCGUGUCAUCGAAUUGGUGAUCCUUGCAAGAGGCAAUUCACGCGCCAAGUAUGAUAAAUCACCGAUCUGGUCUCCAGGAAAACGCGCGCACUGCGGAAAGUCGGAGGUGCCUAUCGACCCGCGAUAUUGCGAAACAAUCGGCCGUCAGGAAUUCAUCGCAGCGGUGAAGCAUGUAUGCCUGCGCGUGACUCGAGCUCGAAGACAAAGGCAUUGUCCGAACCCGGAUUGUUGUCUGAAUCUUCAUCCUGAACUUGAGCUAGAAGCAACGUUGAACUUGCGCUUAUUUCGAUCUUUCUUGUAGUGAAUUGCUAGAGAAACCGGACCCAGCUCGCAACGGAGACACGCGUCGCGCAUACUAUUCAGCAUUCGAUCGUGCAUCUUCCAGAAGAGCGUCGGCGGCGUCGCCGGCCGCUCGCGCGGGCGAGUCCGUUGGCGGGUACGACGGCCGCCUGUUGAUCGCUUUCGCGAAACUGCAUUUCUUCUCGUGUCUGUAUUUACUUUCGUCCAGCUGCUCCGCCACUUUACCACUUCGUUAGGACGCGUCGUCCGGCCGUGUGCGGAAAUCGCCCCGCGGCUCUCGAGUCGUCCGACACCCCGUGUCCCUUUCUCACGUAGACUAAAUUUGAUAGCGAGGUGAUGAUGACAGCAGGAGGGAUCGCGGUGCGAACGGUCACUUCUCUGAUAUCGUGAGGAAACGAUUGGGGAUAAAUUGUUGCUGCUAUUCUCGAUUCCUGAUAAAUUGGAAAAUUGAAUCGUUAAGUGAUCGAAUAAUUGCUCGUUGUUGCGAGCACGCGCGAUGAUUGAUAUCGUUCUGGAAUAAAGUUUUAAUCGAGCGACCAAGUCACAUCUCUGAGAGUUGCGGUAUGGAUUAGAUUAUGGUCGAUAAAAUAUUAGAUUUAAUAAUGAUCAAUCAAUCGAUAAUUAUCAGAGCGAGAUAUUACGUAGUGAUUGAGAGAAAUGAAUGCAAACGAUAGAAAGAAAUUAUUUCGCCAGGCAAAUAAAGAUUUAACGUUUGCGAUAUGUUUCUGUCGCUAAGUAACAUUUUUUUUAUAAUCGAAAAUUGUUGUUAUAUCCUAUUGCAUGCACAAGAUCGCACACGAUAGAUCAGAUUCGAUCGUUCGCCCUCGUUUCCCUCCCGCGCGUUUCGUUUUGCCGCACCGGAAACGCUCCGAUUAUCUCGCGAGGGAAAAAGAAAAAAAUAUAUAUACAUAUACACAUUUAUAUAUGUAUACAUAUACUCUUUGUGAUCGAAAUUGUAGAUCUCUAACGGCGUCGGUUGAGCGUCGCUCAUCGUUUCGUACGUUUCGGGCGUAAAAUAGAUUCGAGGAUCAAAAGGGGAGAUACUCGACACGCUACAGGGGCAGGUCGAGCAGGUCGCGUCUCGCUGUUUUAUUCUCUACAUAUCGAUCAGUGAUCUUUUCACAUAUCAGUCACGUAUCUUGCGGGAAAGUCGCGGAACGUCGCGUGAUAGUUAGUCGCAACGUACUUAUGUACGUUGAUUAACGACGUUCCGAUAUACGUAAGAUACUUUCUAUACACGAGAUUGUUCGAUUUUUUAAAUACGUGACGGUGAUAUAUAUACAUACGUAUAGGGGGUGGCUGCAAGCUUCGCGUCUCUGCUCGGGAUUUUGAGCUCGAUUCCAAGUCGAUUCUCUGAAGACUCUGAAGAGGAGCGUACAUUCUCUCUUGCUGUUCGUUCCUAAAUUUAUCCGAGACUUUUUGAAUGGGCUAUUUAAAUGUUUAUCUCCGGAUAAGAUUACAACUCAACUAUCAGGAAUACUUGAUAAUACUCAAAGACUGUGGCAAAGACGUUGCGUCCAAUUAGACUUUCGUUAAAUGAGGACAGUCGACUUUGAAUCAGAUCCAGUCUGAUUCUACCAGAUUCUGGAGCGGAGACGCGAAUCUCGCGUUUGCGAUGUAAUUCGCAAUGCAUAUGUUCCUUUUCUUUUCAUGUUGAUCCUUUAUUCCUGUAACAAUGCCGCGGAUAUCUUAAGGAGCGUCUUUAAUUGCACUGAGUCUACGUCACCGUGAUACCAUCGUGAAAAUUUGACUCCUACAAUUUAUCUUAUGAAUUUCUUAUAAGAACAUCUCCUCGGAACCACUCGAAAGACCACAAAUUUGCCGUUAAUAUAUUGCGAAUUAAGAAGCAUUUCUGAGCAAUUUUGAGAAUAUCUAAUCAGCGUGAACAAAGGACGAUGAAAUUGGACGCGUCAGCGUUUUUCAUCCACGGUGACGUAAUUUUCAAUUCUCGCGAUUUUCGAGUAAUCAGGUUUACAAGACUUUAGAUAUCCGCAAGUAUUAGAUGUAUGCAAAACUUUUAAUCAUUUUCUGCAUGUCUUUGCUUUAGGUGCGUAUGAAAUACAAUACAGCGAUCGAAAAAUUUGUCCUAGUUUUUUAUAAUUUUUCAGGCAAAGAAACUCUAAAGUUCUUUGCAAAAAACUUUUUUUCGUAUCUCAGCCAUAUAAAAAUACUAUCCAGUUAAAAAGUACUGCAUCAAUUAAAAUAAGUGGUAAUCUGAAGGCGCCAAGGUGGGUGAAUACGCUGUGUGACGCGGACAAAUUUUCCAGCUCAAAUCUAAAAUGAUCUGUCGAAUACGAAAAGCAUACAUUGCUCAUCGCGUUUACAAUUAUUUUUCGAAGUUAUGUUUAUCGUUAAAUCAUGAUGUAUGACGUUUUACAAUCUUUGAUGCCAACUCACCAAAAACGUAAAAAAGCGAGAAUUUAUUUGAAGUUUAAAUAAUACCGGAGCGCUGAAGAAGAAGACUAAACCUUCUGCAUACACCUAAUACAUACAUAUACGGGAGUUUAUUCUGUGAAAGAACAGUGCCUGUACACAUCUCUCCAGACGUUAGACGAGACGUAGACAUCCCUUCUUCGAAACGGGCGAGAAACUGCACCAAGACUGCUAGAGCAAAGCGAGUGAAGAAGAAGUUAUGUCGCGCUGUCGUGAAAAGAAAGAUCGAUUCGAUCUCGUUGAUGAUAAUGAUGUCCUUGAUCAGUGACGCGAGUUGGUUUCCUGAUCGAAACGCGAAUAGUUGAUCGUCGUGAAUCUUAAUGUCGUGGCGAACAAAUUGAAUCAGCGAUUUCGUAAGAGACGUACUACUAAUUAAGCUGCAAAGUUAAUCUUUUUCUCCGAAUGUUUCUCAAUUAAUCGAUAAUGAAACGGCAUAGCUCCUUCAUACUCUUCAGCUCGUCGAUUCAAGUAUGCUACAGCUAUACGAGCGACGUUGUGUGUAUGUGUGCGCGCGUGAGUGUGGAAUUUCUUGGGAUCACGAUGCUCUCAGAGAUCAUGUAUCCUGAGAAGAAGGAAGUUGGAUUACGAGUGCGAGAUCAACGAAAGGAGCGACGAGACCGACAGGAACGCGGCAUUUUACUCUCUUUGCUCUUUUAGUUAGUCCUUCGAAUUCUUAGAUAGGAAGCAGGAAAUGGCCUAUCGCGCAGGAUGACAACGCCGGUCGACGUACAAACUGUAGAGCAGAGUUUAAGUUAAGUCGAGAAGACGCGAGAGAAGAAUCUUUGAUGUUAUUCAGAGACGAAAGAGAGACUUUGAAGCGACUCGAAACUCGAAACGUCGUGCAAGUCGAGAAACUAUAAGCAAUUCUCUCGAGGAAUUAACAAACCAAAGGCUCAGAAUGUCUCUCGAACGUUUCUGCGAGACGUAUGAACGACGUACAAGUUUAAUUUGAUAAAGCAUAUUAUAGCAAAAUUACCAGAUCUCGUGUCACGUGUACCUCGAACUCGCAGUGAUCUGCUGCGGAAUUUCUUGAUAAUUUAGAUGAACAUAAAUUGAAAGUAUUAAAGCUACGACACAUGAAAGAGUAUCGCGCCAAUGAAGGAAAAUGACGAGAUUGUCUAAUUCGAGACACGCGUCUCCGUAAAGCGAAAGGCGACGUGAAUAUUAUUGAAUAUCAAGUGACAGAAGAGUUGCUUUUGCGUCGAGUCGAGUCUUUUCUCAAUUGAACGGCAGAUUAAUAUAAUAAAUUGUGCUUUCUAGCUUUUUAUAAUAUAUAAUUUUAAUUCUUAACAAUUAAUUGUUUUUCUCCAUUGGAACGCGAUAUAAUAAGCAAUCAGAGAUGAAGGAAGAGAAUUUUUGUCCUCGAGUUGCAAUGGCGAGUAUACGGGACUGUGGAUUGUACUAGUGGUAAUUAAAUUAAUCGGUAGCAACUUUUGUCUCCUACAUAAGUAAAGCACAGAAGCGUGGAGCUAUAAGGCACGUCGCAUAUUUUACGUUUCGCUUAUGUAAAACGUGAGACUCCGCGAAACGGAUCGAUUCGAGUACAAGAGUGCAUCGUUCCUGCGUCGCCGAUCGAUCGCGCUCACGCGGACGCGAGAAAAUCCGAGAUCGCGAUCGGAUAAGGAGGGUGGAGGACACCUACGUACGUUUCUGGAAGCGGAAAUGCAAGAGCAUUUUCCGAACAUCCGCAAUGAUACCACGAGGAAAUAUCCAGGCAUAGGAAAGUAAAAAAUUGAUCUCUUGUCCUCAACGGAAGCAGAGAGAAAGAGAGCGAGAGUGGGAGAGAGAAAGAGAGAGAGAGAGAGAGAGCAUAAGGGUGUGAGUGAUGUAUGUACUCGACGAUAUACUUUUUUUUCUCUCGGGACGGUCGGGUGGAGGGCACUCGAGGUAUCUCGGGAAGAUAUAUGCGCACGAGAAGGACAGAAUUUUCCAUGUAAUAUAUAUACCCUUACGUAACUAUAUACGUUGUUUAAUAUUGAUAAGGAUCAAAAAUAAAAGUGAUUAUUCAAAAGCUAAA